AUGGCAAGGCUCAACGCAACGCCAGCGAAGCAGACCAAUGUUCGGAAAUUGACGAAAUUAUCCGAGAAGAAGGCAUCACACACUCCUGUCGGACGCAUAUUCAAAGGGUGGUCGCCGACGCCCGAGGCAGAAGAAGACAGGGAGGAACAAUGGAGAAUAGCAACCGAUGCAUGGACCAAAAAGAGAUCCAAUGGAUUUGGAGGAAGACCACCACUGGGAAGAAGCCGAUCGCAACGGGAAAAGAAGACGGCUUUAGCAGCGAACUUCGACAUACUUCCCGAUAGUGACGGGUCGAGCGACGUGGACCAGGACUAUAGAUCCUCCACGAGCUCUUCCCGCGAGGAGACAAUCAAGACAACAGUCCCGCUGAAGCAAGCACACGUCAACUCACUCCUGCUCCCACUGUCGCAACAACCACGAAACCGACCAACUCAAAAAUUGGAAACGUCUGACUAUGCGAAGGAGAAUGACCCCAUCGACGGGGACGAAGAGGAAAAUGCACCGACAAUAUCCAGGCAUUCAUCCAAUGCCUCUUCGCGAUAUUCGCCAACGAGGAGGAGUGCCCGCCAGGACCUGGAAGGAAAGGAGCAAAACCACAGAUUUCUGAGUUAUCGCCAGUCACAAGAGACUAACUCAGAAGACGACAACGGAGACAACAGCUUUGAUUCUCUGGAUGAUUUCAUAGUCAGUGACAGUGAAGAGCUGAGCUACCAUGAGACAUCUGCAGAUGAAACAGAGGAGGAAAAGACCCUGAAAAGUGUUUCUCCUCCCAGAACAACGCGAAGGUUGUUAAGAGGCAGACGUCCAAACCCAGAAGCAAGGCUCAAGGAGGCUUUGAUGAACCCUUCAUACAAAGAUGACCUCUGCUUAGAACCAUCUCUGCCACCUACCAUGACGAUAUCAUCCCCCCAGCUGCAACCGAAACCUGAAAGAUCACACUUGAAAAAUCCCAAAAUUACCGAAGACAUGAAAAGCCUGAACCUGGAGGACUCUGAUCCAAAUUCCCAGCUUCAAAGGGACAUGUAUGACACUGCAGCGGAUACUGAUUCACCCACAAAGAAAUCUGAAGCUCCUUUGGCUGUUCUAGAAACACCACCUGCCAGUCCCUCUAAAAGUCUUCUCCAGUCACCUACGAAGGGCAGGAUCCGCAUACCGCCAACCCCAUAUCGCGAGAGUGUUGAUGCUUUCUGGAGCCAAGAGGCCACCGAUCACUGGAUCGAUCAACAUUCUCCGCACAAAGGAGGCACGAAAUUAGAGCAGUUUUUAAGAGAAUUCGAGGAGUCAGAUGGUGAUACCGACUCCGAAAAUAUGCGAAGACCCCGUGAAAGGCAUAUAGAGUCCAAAACUCCAAGCAAGACGGCAUUGAAGAGAGCGGAGACAGAGAAGAAGAAAGCUGCUCUGGCACGCAAGAAGUCGUUUGACAACAAGAAGGCGCAAAUCGCAAAUGAAUUUCUCAAGGUUCUAGACGACGCCGUUUCUGGAGGCCAGAUCCAAAAGCUUGCAGAAGAAACGGGCGGUGUUCGGAUCAUUUGGAACAAAAACCUACUGACUACCGCCGGACGUGCCAACUGGAAACGCGAGAAGAUUGGAAAAGAGUCUCGAACAUCAGAACGCGGAUCUGAACCAUCAACGUUGAUCAAGCAGCAUGCUACUAUUGAGCUUGCAGAGCGCAUCAUCGACAGCGAGGACCGAUUGAUCAACACAAUGGCACAUGAAUACUGCCACCUGGCGAACUACAUGAUCUCAAACGUCCACAACAACCCCCAUGGGGCCAGUUUUAAGCAAUGGGGUCGCAAGUGCAAAGAUGCCUUAAAAGAUCACCCUGUGUACGGCGGAAGAGUCGAAGUGACGACGAAGCACAGCUACCAGAUCGAUUACAAAUAUGUCUGGAGCUGUGUUGAUUGUGGUCAGAACUAUGGCCGGCAUUCCAAGAGCAUUGACACAGCCAAAUCUCGCUGCGGUGCGUGCAAAGGCCUUUUGCAGCAAAUCAAGCCGAAGCCAAGAAACGUCUCACCCAGGAAGAAGCAACCAACUCCUCCAUCAGAGCGGUGCGAAAAGAAAUCAGUGGAGGACAUGGCGAAAGUGUUUGGCGAAGUCAGUUUGUAUAGUGAGAGAACAGAGGUAGAGGUUUGA
Aspergillus thermomutatus is the source of this 2133-nucleotide messenger RNA. Its product is annotated as SprT family zinc-dependent metalloprotease. The record is from RefSeq and is a predicted model, not a curated record. Gene Ontology annotation, cellular component: nucleus. The transcript has 2 exons. The coding region runs from base 1 to 2133 and encodes 710 amino acids. NCBI's taxonomy places the organism in Eukaryota, Fungi, Ascomycota, Eurotiomycetes, Eurotiales, Aspergillaceae.